AUGAGAGGCCCACUGCAGCUGCUCAUGGGACUGAUGGUCAUCACUGCCUGCUCUCAGUCUCUCUGUGCGUUACACACUUGCAGUGAGGAGGUGGCUCGUCUGAGGGAACAGGAGGUUCUCCUGAAGGGCCUGCUGCAGAAACAAGAGCUCCUCCUCCACGGAUUACAAUCGCUGAACCAACCUGUCGACAACAACAAAGCGAACCAGACCCAGGACACUGAGAAUGCAGAUUGCUCCCAGCUUUUCACCUCUGGCUUCAAAUCCAGUGGAUUCUACAGAAUCAAUACCAGCAGAGUGUACUGUGAUAUGAGUGAAGGAGGAGGUUGGACUGUCAUUCAGAGACGCAUCAAUGGAAGUGAGACAUUUAACAGGUCCUGGACGGAGUAUAAAGAAGGUUUUGGAGACAUGAACUCAGAAUCAGGAGAGUUUUGGCUUGGAAAUGAAAACCUGCAUCACAUCACUGCACAAGGGAAUUAUUCUUUGAGGAUAAACCUGGAAGACUUUGAUGGUGGCCAGCGCUAUGCUGAGUACAAGAACUUCAAAGUGGCCGAUGAAAAGGAUCACUACCGACUCACUUUUGGAGCCUAUGUAGGAACCGCCGGAGAUGCUCUGAGUGGAAGUUUCCAUGUUGGGGUCUCGGAGUGGGCGAGUCACCAGGGCAUGAAGUUCAGCACCUACGACCAGGAUAAUGACAACUACAAAGGCAACUGUGCCCAGGAAGACAAAGGAGGCUGGUGGUUCAACAAUUGUCACUCAGCUCAUCUUAAUGGCAUCUACUACCCCAGUGGUCACUACAGUGCAGUGACAGAUAAUGGUAUUAUUUGGUACACAUGGAGAGGGUGGUGGUAUUCUAUGAAGACCAGCAUCAUGAAGUUGCGACCAACUGACUUCAAAAUUGACCCCAUUGACGACCCCAAUGCUGUAAAUCCCGGUCCAUCUUAA
Limanda limanda (common dab) is the source of this 942-nucleotide messenger RNA. It is a transcript of the gene fgl1, whose product is annotated as fibrinogen-like 1. Lineage: Eukaryota; Metazoa; Chordata; Actinopteri; Pleuronectiformes; Pleuronectidae. The record is from RefSeq and is a predicted model, not a curated record. The coding region runs from base 1 to 942 and encodes 313 amino acids. The transcript has 7 exons. Gene Ontology annotation, biological process: negative regulation of T cell activation; regulation of immune response.